This is a messenger RNA of Beauveria bassiana ARSEF 2860, 1398 nucleotides long. Its product is annotated as UPF0662 protein. The transcript has 4 exons. The coding region runs from base 1 to 1398 and encodes 465 amino acids. Gene Ontology annotation, cellular component: cytoplasm; nucleus. The record is from RefSeq and is a predicted model, not a curated record. Lineage: Eukaryota; Fungi; Ascomycota; Sordariomycetes; Hypocreales; Cordycipitaceae.
AUGGACACCCCCGCGGUCCCCAUGCCGCGCAACGCCCGCGAGCUUGCCGUUCUUGAGCGCCUCACCGAGAUACGCGACAAGCUCCUUUUGCUCAAGCAAGACAGAACCACAUAUAUCCGCAGCCAAGAUGUUCUGCCGCUUUACGACCAGACCAUUGCGCAGGUCAAGGAACUCACAACCGUCCGCGCAGAGACGGGCUCCAGUGACGAGAACAGAGUCGACAAGGUGCUCGAGGCAUGCUUCCAGCUCCUGUCGCUCUUCUACCUGACCAUAGGCCGCAACGACGAGGCCCCCGCUACAUAUGCGCUUACUUCGACGAUCAAGAGACUACUUGACCACCUCAUCGAGGCGAACCUGUACUCAUCGAAGGAUCUCGAGAGCCUCAAAGCGACGCUGGAGAAACUAUCUACCAACAUUAGCCGCUCGAGCAAUGAUGACACCCCGGGCCCCCAGCACUCGCCCUACCUGCUGGAGCUCUUGUCGAAACGUGUCGAACGAUGCACUGCGACGCUGGCCAAGCUGCAGAAGCGCCUGAGCACUCUCGACGAGGCUUCGCUUCCGACCUACGAAAAGCUCAUCUCUAUCCUCCGCUCCAUUUCCUAUGCCAAUACCAGAUUCAAAUUCUCUUCGAGCGAAGUCCAGAAGCUGCAGAAGCAGUUGUACGAGAUUGGCGAAAAGUACAACGGAGGCCAGUUCUGUGUCGCAGGCUCAGAAUCGCCAGGGGCUGCCACCAUGCAGGAAGUCUAUGACAAGUGCUCUCGCUGGUCCGAGAUUGUGCUAGAAAGGCAUGAAUUCCAAUUAAAGCGCACUCGAUCGCUCGCUAACAGUCAAUGCAGAAAGGGCGACGUCCCCGAACCGUUCCGCGAAACAUACCGGGCACUCGUCGGCAUCCGCAACGAGCUGGAAAAGCUAUCCCUCACACAAGCCUGGUCGCUCCGCGAGACUGACCUGUACGAUUUCCAGCGCAAGCUCGACAAGAUUGACGAGAGCCGACAAAACGGCAACUUUUUUGAUGAUAAGGGCCGCCCUGCCGAUUUGUGGACGCAGCGCACCAUGCUAUAUCUGAUUCGACGAAGCUACGCCUACAUUUACUCCUUCAUGCUGUCCUCUGAGCCGGUCUCUGAGGCACUACUGCCCAUCUACAACCAGCUGCAGACACUGAAGCGCUGCCUCAUUGAGGUCAAGGACAACGGCGGCGUCUCGUCUGUUCGGGAACUUUACCCUUAUAGCAUGAAGCUCGCUUCUCUGGAUAAUAUGCGCGUGGAUGGCAAGUUUGUCGUCAAUGGUGACAUUCCCGAAGGGCAAAGCAGUGUGUCGGAGCUGCUUGCCGAGUGCUUUGACUUGAAUUACGACCUGCGUGUGGCUGCCGACGAAGACAUCGCCAACAACGCCAAAUAA